Halichondria panicea is the source of this 677-nucleotide messenger RNA. RefSeq names its product NMDA receptor synaptonuclear signaling and neuronal migration factor-like. Gene Ontology annotation, cellular component: cytoplasm; nucleus. The record is from RefSeq and is a predicted model, not a curated record. Bases 52 to 657 code for a protein of 201 amino acids. NCBI's taxonomy places the organism in Eukaryota, Metazoa, Porifera, Demospongiae, Suberitida, Halichondriidae. The transcript has 7 exons. Gene Ontology annotation, biological process: regulation of neuron migration; regulation of neuronal synaptic plasticity.
CACAAGUUGAAGCAUUUGACAUCCUCCAUUCGUCUCGACUAUUACCAACUGAUGGAUGACAUUGAUCGUGCUCGGUUUUAUACUGCACAGCAAGUGGAGGCUGGCCUGCCCAACUACCAGCCACAGAGAAUUGUCCUCAUCUCCUCCAAUAUUCCCAAGGCUCAGAGGCUCAGGAAAGCUGUAAGAGAUGAUGUGCUGGCCACUGUCUAUGACUUCUCUAGUGAUCUUGGUCAAGUGUUGGAAGCAGUGAGGGAGCUAUUGGAGGGAGUGACAGCUGGAGCAAAGGCCAAACACAUUGCCAUUGUCACCAAGGGGGGUCCAGGAUAUGUUUAUCUUGUCAGGAAAACACCACUCACCCCUGCAAAGCUGAAGAGAAAUCAAGCCAUGCUGAAAUUCUGGCGUGGCCUAGGUGGACAAAUGAGCAAACUUUUCCCGGGCCAGUCAACCAUUCACUUCAUGGAGUCUAACAUGGGAGGCAAUAAACAAGGAGAGAAGCUGCUGAUGGACCUAGAGUCUGUACUGUAUGCCCAUCAAGUGCAAUUCUCCUGUCCAUUGGAAAUGGCUGCUAAAGGGAGGGCCAUGAUCAACAUGUACUUCAACCCAGUCAAACACAAGUUAUGGAAGAGUGCAAGAUACACAAAACUUCGCUUAUACUGACAAUAAUAUUUGAACAUAAC